CUCUGGGGACAGCCCGCCUUUCGGCAGCCUCGGGGGAGGGAGCCAGCCUUUCAAAGCACGGCUUGUGUAAACUGAUGCUGGCAAGCCGGGGAGGGCGCUCCGUCCGCAUGGAAGGCUGAGCUCGCUGCGCGGGUUCUAGUCCCCGCCAGGCUCUCUCUCACUCUCUCUCUCGCCCUCCGUCCGCCUCCAGCCAUGUCGCUCCUGGCCAAGGCGCUGAGGCUGGCGGUGAGCGGGCAUGUGCUGCGGGAGCCUCUUCCCCGGAGCCGCCUCCGCCCGGGUCUGGUCUUCCUCCGCCGGCUCCGGCAGCGGCCCAAACUUUCGGAGGUGCCCUGCAAGAAGGCCACGACGGCAGCGGCAGCCGAGGAGGACAAAGAAGACGAGGAAGAGGAGCGGGUGGCCGCCGAGCAGGGCGAGGAGAGGGAGCGGGCUCGGCUCCAGCAGCACUUGGGAGUGAAACGCCUGGAGGAAAUGCCCGGGCCCAGGACCCUCUCCAACCUGGUCGAGUUUUUCUUUAAGGAUGGCUUUGGGCGCAUCCAUGAAAUCCAGCAGAAGCACGUUCAGGAAUAUGGAAAAAUUUUCAAGUCACAUUUUGGUCCCAAACUAGUUGUAUCCAUUGCAGAUCGAGACCUGGUGGCUCAGGUUCUCCGUGAAGAAGGCUCUGCACCCCAACGUGCUGACAUGGAUUCCUGGCAGGAAUACAGAGAUUUGCGAGGGAGAGCAACAGGACUUAUAUCUGCAGAGGGGGAACAGUGGCUAAAAAUGAGGCGUGUGCUUAGACAAAAAAUGGUGAAACCCAAAGAUGUUGCCACUUUCUCUGGAGGAGUUAAUGAAGUUAUUACAGAUUUGAUCAAGAGGAUCCGCAUUCUGAGACGUCAAGAAAAAGAUGGCGAAACAGUGACAAAUGUCAACAGCCUUUUUUUCAAGUAUUCAAUGGAAGGAGUGGCGACUGUUUUGUUUGAGUGCCGCUUGGGGUGUCUGGAGAAUGACAUUCCUCAGAACACUGCAGAAUACAUUGAAGCACUGGAACUGAUGUUCAGCAGUUUCAAAACCACCAUGUAUGCAGGAGCAAUUCCCAAAUGGCUUCGUCCAAUUAUCCCAAAACCUUGGAGAGAAUUCUGUAGGUCAUGGGAUGGACUCUUUAAAUUUAGCCAAAUUCACAUUGACAACAAAUUACACCAUAUACAAUCCCUUUUAGACAAAGGAGAAGAGUUAAAGGGUGGACUUCUUACAACCCUGCUUCGAAGUAAAGAACUCACCCUUGAAGAAAUCUAUGCCAAUAUGACUGAAAUGCUGUUGGCAGGGGUCGAUACAACUUCAUUCACUUUAUCCUGGGCAACAUACAUGUUAGCAAAGCAUCCAGAAGUACAGCAUUCAGUCUAUAAAGAGAUAGUCCGUAACUUGGGGAAAGAUAAAGUCCCUGAUGCAGAUGAUAUCCCAAAUUUACCAAUGAUUAAGGCCCUUCUGAAAGAAACUUUAAGGUUAUUUCCGGUAUUACCAGGAAAUGGCAGAAUAACCCAGAAAGACAUGAUUGUUGGUGGAUACUUGAUACCGAAAGGGACACAGCUGGCUCUCUGUCAUUAUGCUACAUCAUAUCAAGAAGAUAAUUUCCCAUCAGCAAAUGAGUUCCAACCUGAUCGAUGGCUCAGGAAAAGCAAUAUGGACAGAGUAGACAAUUUUGGCUCCAUUCCUUUUGGUUAUGGUAUUCGGAGUUGUAUAGGAAAGAGGGUUGCUGAACUGGAAAUUCACCUUGCACUAAUACAGCUUCUUCAAAAUUUUGAAAUAAAAAAUUCUCCAAAAACUAAACCGGUUUGUGCCAAAACCCAUGGACUCUUGACUCCUGCAGAUGCCAUUAACGUCAAAUUUGCAGACAGAAAGUGAGAGAAGGGACUUCAGGAUUCCCUCCAGCAUGACUUCCGACAGAAAGCUCUCACAUCCAGACAGUCCCAUGACUCCCGCCAACCACGGAUCUGGAUUAAAAUCGGCACAUACACAAACACACACACGCUCACACCGACCAACAGAAAAUUCUGGUGGGGUUUGGAGAGAAUUGACCUUGGAUGAUGGAAGUUACAGUUCACCCACUUCUUCAUGUGUUUUCUAAUGGCUGGGACUCUCACUCUGUGAAGACUGUGUGUUGAUCAGCUGUGUACCGACCUCUACACAUUAAAAAAACUCACACACAGGUGUCUUCCAAGAACUUGGAAGGCCAUCAUACCCGGACAACAAGGGAUCACCUAAGUAAGUAAAUGGGAACUUUCAUAAAAAAGCAAAGCAAAGAAUGACUUUUUCUAAUAAAUAGCAUUACAAAUUACCUAUAUACAUUUGAAAGAAAAUUUUAAUAAUUUCCAUGGAUAAAAUAUUUGAAAUACUUGGAUAAAUGUCAUUAUUUGUCCCUGGUUUUUGUAUUGUACUGCUGCAAUAGAAUUCAAAUAACUGUGUUACUCCGGGUCAGUAUUCUUGAUACUAACUCAAAGAAGUUGGUUGCAUAAACUUUCAUGGACUUUAGUCUAUUUCAUCAGAUGAUAGAGUGGACUUAAGUCUAUGAAAGUUUAUACUACCAACUUCGUUCUCUAGUUACAACUUGUCUACACCAUUGCGUCCUAAACUGUGGGUCCUGACCCCAAAUGGAGCCCCCUUAGCUCAAUGUUGGAGUCCUGAAAAAAUUGGCAACAACAAAAGACAUUUACAUAAAUUUGUUAACAACAAUGUACAGUGUUUAUACUGGACUCUAAAAAAAUGCUUAAGCAAUACUUCAUAAAAGGAAAAACCAGUCUGUUAACAAGCCUUGCAAAUGCUGAUUUAUUAUCAGAAAAUGUUUAAUUUUUUUUAACCUAUUUUAUAUACCUAUAUACCUAGGGUCACGUAAAAAAUUCUCAAGCAGAAAGGAGCCAUGAGUAGAAAACGUCCAAGAAGCCCUGGUCUAUACUGUCUGUUUGGCAGUAUAUUUUCCUUGCUUGCAUUAACACUACAUACAUAGCACACAUCGUGAUGACAUUGCCAUAACUGGCCACAUAUUUCCACCUGCCAAACUGACCUCAUUGUUAGGGGGUAUUACACAUUUCCAGUUCUUCACAUUAUUUACAGCCAUGAACACUCUACUUUGUUUUGGCUUUGCAAUGAUACAUGUGAAUGAACAUAUUUUCUGUUAAGCAGAGGUGGAAGUAUCUGUCCACAGACCUUUUUAAAAAAACAUAUUUAAAAUUCAACCUGGGUGGGAAUGCUCACCUCCUACCAUUGACUCCUUCCCUACCUCAUGAACCAAUGCCACCUGAAUGGUCGCCCACAGCUCUGAAAGUCCAGAUCUCCUGUAAAACCAUGGGGUGAAAGGCAAGGUUGUUUUAAAUGGAUUAAAGCCAAAAGAAACACAUUGCAGACAAAUCUCCAAGAAUGCCAGGUGUCAGGAUUGCAAUGCCUACAAGGUGAGUAUGAUUAUUUUUAGUUCAUGUGCACAAGCCCUUAGUUACAAAGAUGGCCAAAGAUUGCGCCAAUAGCUGCUUUUUUCUAGAAUCAAUGACUUUAAAAGAGCUAUCUUACCUUGUUUCAGCAAACCAUAUGAUCUUAAGCAGGCCCUCCUAAGUGUUUUGGACUUCAAUUCCCACAAUUCCGAACAGUCUACCGGCAUUUAGGAAUUGUGGGAGUUGAAGUCCAAAACACCUAGAGGGCCGGGGUUUGCCCAUGCCUGAUCUAAAGUCUAUCAACAGAGAACUCGUAUCAGUCUUUAUAUUAAUAUAAACCCAUAAAAAACAAAACCACAUAUACACAGAAAACCAUUGACCUUUCUCCCCCUAUGCUUUGCUUUCCAAAAAAACUGGCAAUGUAUCUCAGAUUUUUAAAAAGUUUUCUGAUUAGGUAAUGUCUAACACAACAACAACAGCAUAGAAGUGGUCCAGGAACUAAUCAGAGAAUUGAUGUAAUCGUCUUCAAAAGGAACAAGUACAUAGCCAGAUGGCUUGGAAGAGAAAUCAUUCCUCAUGCUUCUUUGAAAUGAUAUGAUUCAUGGUAAGUGUUGAAGAAAUCUGAAAUAUUAUCCUUGGUAGAGAAGAGGAACAACUUUUUGUGUAAAAGGUACAAACGCCUGUUAUGCAUCCCAACUAUACCAUAUCCCGACUAUAUGGUAGUCUAGUCAGGAUGAGAGACUGGUUAUUUUAGACUCAAGUUUCUAGAAGAUCCAGCCAGAAUAACAAAUGAUAAAAAGUAUGGAAGUUGUGCUCCAAAACACAGAGUUUUGUUUCCUCUUCUCUUCCCAUCACCUUUGUUGCUUUUAUCUGCUCAAGGCCAUUAUCAUAAAGUAAACUACAUAUAUUCCACUGUGUAGAAAAUGAAUGUAUUGACUUUGGCUCCAGAUUAUUUGUGUGGUGGUGGUUUGAUAAUUGAUUAAGCAAGCCUGAUUUCCUAAUCCUCUUAUUUUAACCCAGAACAAAUUAGUUGUGCUUAAAUUCUAUUUCAUUGGGUUUUAAAGCACAACUAGUUGUCUGUGGACUGAGUCUGUAUUUGAUAUUGUCUGGUUUGCCUCUGUGGCUAUCCAGUGACAUGUUUGAUCUGUGUUGGCUACGUUAGGCCCCAUUGAGUCAGAACCUUUUCCUUUUUUCUUUGCCUGAGAAAAGAAGUUUAACUCAAAGUUUAUUUCCCACGUUUACAUUCCCAACUUGCUUUUAAAAAGACCUGGUUUUUGGAGAGGGGUAGUGAAUUUACUUACAUGCAGAGGUUGUAAGUGGCCUUCAACUGAAGGUACAUAUGCUAUUCAGAAAAAGGAUACCUGUGCAACACAUCCAGUUUAGUGCCAAACUGAGGACAUUAUGUUCAUCAAAGCUGUUUUAACUGAUUUUAGUUCUACACAUCCCUAAAAUCCCACAAUAUUGGUCAGAAUAAACAAAUGAAUGAACUAAUGAAUAUUUCACAUCAGCACAUAAUAAAAAUAAAACCUGUAAGUUUAUGGUGUUCUUUUAAAGUUAUUGCUUCUCUAGUAUAACCCCAGUAUCCAUGGAGGAUAUAUUCCCAGACUUCACAUGGAUAUAUUAAACCAUAGAUAAUAGAUAACCCUAUUAGAAUGAGGGACAUCUUGCCCAAGAAUAUCACCAAGUUAUGCUGGAGGACUUAGAAAAUGCCUGGUGGGACACCACAUUUUUAGAAAUGUGGAUAACCCGAACUGCAGAUAGUGAUCUCUUUGGAUACAGGUUCAUACUGUAGUCACAUUUUCAUAUCCUUGACUGUUUUAAUUAUUCAAAACCAUCCUUCAGCCUUGAUUAGUACUUGGGUGGAGGACCACCAUUGAAUACCAGGCACCAUAGGUUAUAUUCCAUAAGAAAGAACUGGAAAACCCAUAUCUAGAGUAAGAAAACCCAAUGGAAUUCAUGGGAUUGCCAUAAACCAGCAGGCAACUUGAAGGCACAAACAUACACAAUACUAACCAACAAAAGCAUAAUUAACCAAGGAAAACCUACCAAUAUGUAAUGAUUCUAUUCUAUUCUAUUCUAUUCUAUCCUAUUUGUUUUCAAUCCACUCCUUUGGGCUUCACGCAAAUCUACCAUUUGCCAAUAUACAAUACUGUUCUUUUCCUUUCUUGGCUGAUUAGCUUAACCAUUGGUUUGUCCCAUCAAGUACGAAGUCUGCCCAAGGGUCUCUUGGUAUCCAAUUCAUUCGUUGACAUGUCAGUCAGUUGUCUUGUGUUCGUGCUAUAUGCCCUGCCCAUCUUCUUUUUGCCUCAUAGAUCUCAUUGACCAUGUCACGUACCCCAGUUCUUUGACACAGCUCUUUCUUGCUGACUUUUUCUCUUAUUGUCAGAUCACACAUCCUUCUUCCCAUUGCUCUCUUAGUCAAUGCCAGUUUUUACUCCUCUAACUUUGUUGUUGUCCAUGUUUCAGAUGUAUAUAACAUUGCUGGUAGAACUGUCGUGUUGAAAAUAUCUGCUCUGACCUUCAUUGGCAGUUUAGCAUCUGUUAGCAUUGUCCAUAAGGUAGCCAUCCAAGCCACCUUAUGUCUUCUUGCGCAUUCUUCAUUUGCCAAUUUAUUCAACUGUAUUUGUUGUUGAAGAUAUAAACAUUCAGUCACUUCCUCAAUUUCAUCGCUAUUUAUAAAGAUGGACACAUGGCUCAUUUUUCAACCAUUUCGUUUUCUUCAAGUUCAUUUCCAGUUCUACUGGAGGGUCAGGCUAAUUGUUGGAGAUCAUGUUGUAAAUCUUCUGGAUUUUUGGUGAAAAGGAUGCAGUCGUUUGUGAAGAGGAGAUGAGAAAGUUGUUUGCUGUCAGUUGAAAUCCCACCUUUAAAUUUCGUUUUUCGGAAGAAGUUUUCUAAAGUUGCCGCAAACAGUUUUGGCUAUAUUGACACACUCCUUUAUUUAUUCUGAUGUGACUCACUUCUGACAACAGUUUUAUAUCUGUUGUGCACCCUGUAUUUAUGCUUUUCACGAUGUUCACAUGUCCUGGAUUUACACCAACUUGGUGCAGAGCUUUAAGGAGACUAUUGAGUCAAAGGCCUUUUGGUAAUCAACAAAAGUAUGACAAACUGGAACUUGAUAUUCCCUAAUUUUUCCCAGUAGCUGUUUGGUUGCGUGGAUGUAAUUGAGGGUGGAGUAGCCACGUCUGAAGUCUGCUUGUACCCUGUUGAUUUCAUCUCUGCAAUCCACAGGUAAAAAGGUAAAGGUUUUCCCCUGACAUUAAGUCCAGUCAUGUCUGACUCUGGGGGUUGGUGCUCAUCUCCAUUUCUAAGCCGAAGAGCCGGCGUUGUCCGUAGACAAUGCUGUUACCUUCCUGCCGGAGUGGUACCUAUUGAUCUACUCACAUUUGCAUGUUUUCGAACUGCUAGGUUGGCAGGAACUGGAGCUAACAGCAGCCGCUCACGCUGCUCCCGGGGUUUGAACCUGGGACCUUUCGGUCUCCAGCUCAGUGCUUUAAUGCACUUUGCCACCGGGGCUCCUGCAAUCCACAACCUAUAUUGAAAUGUGAACUGUUAAAUGGGAAAGAACACACAUUGACUUUGGAUAUUCUUUGAAGGCUGGCAGGAGACCUGCUUUUGCCCUAAGUAAGUCUUGAUCAUAUGGAAAUAGUAUGAAAACUGAUAAAAAGUCCACCUGUCCUUUUUGUAAUGCAGUGAAACAAUAGAUCAAAAUUAAAUUGAGGGUAUUUUUCUGUUUGGAACCAAAUUGCCACUAGGUGGUGCUUUUUUGGCAACUUUGUAGUGUUUAUUUUUCAAAUUCUUUGCUCAAUUGACACAUGUUUGCAUUCCUGGUCUUCUGAGUUAUGCAUUUCACAAUGCUAUCAUGGUUGAAGAAUUCUGAUCAGAGACAUCCUUUGACAACAAUAUUCUAAUUUAUGAAAAUAUUUCAUAAUAACGUAGGAAAAUUAUCGAUUUAAAAUGUGGUGCUGGAGGAAAUUUUACAAAUAUCUUGGGCUUCCAAAAGUGCAAGUGACUGGGUCCAAGUGCAAAUGAAGCCUGAUCUGUGCCUAAACAACCGAGGGCCUCUACACUUACGAUACACUAUUAGAUGACAUAAUUCAUUAGAAUAGAUAUAUGCCUUCAAGUUGCUUGUUGACUUAUGGAAAACCCCUAAAUUGCAGAAUGUUUCCUUAGGCCAGGGAUACUCUGAAGUGGCUUUGCCAGUUCCUUGCUCAAAAAUAACUUAUGGCAUCUGGAUUGUUUAAAAGGAUCCUCACACUUACUAACUUGGACUGACAAUGCUUAGCUUUCAAGAUCAGAAGUAUCUGGGGCCUUUAAGUGCUGUAAAGUGUAAUACAGUAGAAAAAGAGGAACACAGAACUACACAUGUUUAUAUACAGUCUGGGGAAACCACGGCCCCAAAUCUGCAAGACCUGAGCAUGACCAUUGAUAAUUGGCACUUUUGGCGGCCACUCAUUUGAUGAUAAAUACAACAAAUGAAAACACUUCAUGGCAUUUAUAUGCCUAAGGAAACAUCUGUUGCAUUUACUGAUCAAUAAAAUGUCAAAAUCCAUAUUUCACUCUCUCAUUUACUGGGAUGAUUUCAAGGUUUCAUGUGUGACUUUCCCAAGGGCUGCUGGCAUAAAACAACACACAAAUAACACUAUGUAACAAAAUUUGAAAACAUGUUCCUGGUUUGAAAGUGUUUUUUCCUGUUUAAUUGUGUGGUACUUACUUUGAAAGUACAGUAGUUGCACUCCAGAAACAUUGUUUUUUUGGCUAAGGAUAGUACUAUUAUUUCCUUCAGUCUAGGCAUUUCGUAAGGAGCCCUCGGUGGUGCAGCGGAUUAAAUUGCUGAGCUGCUGAAUUUGCUAACCUUAAGGUUGGUGGUUUGAAUCCGGGGAGCGGAGUGAGCUACCUCUGUUAGCCCAAGCUUCUGCCAACCUAGCAGUUUAAAAACAUGCAAAUAUGAGUAGAUCAAAAGGUACUGCUUCUGCGGGAAGGUAACAGCGCUCCAUUCAGUCAUGCUGGCCACAUGACCUUGGAGGUGUCUACGGACAACACCGGCUCUUCGGCUUAGAAAUUGAGAUAGGACCAACCCCCAGAGUCGGACACUAGACUCAAUGUCAGGGGAAACCUUUACCAUUACUAGGCAUUUUGUUUGUAAUUUUCCUUAACCUUUGUGCAGUUUAAUAAACCUUUUCCAUGUUUUUAUUAGAACCAAUCGGAAAGUGACAUUUAUAACUCAGUAACAAAAAUCAUUUAACCUAGUGUAAUAUUUCUCCCCUUUUAAUCCAUAAAAUCCUACUGUUUCUCUGAAAUAUGCCACUGAUUGCUUCUUUCUCCAUUUCAGACUAACCUUGGAGGAGUGAAACCUGCAAGGAGUUCUAUAUUUCCAAAGCAAGUGCUUCAUCUCAUGGUGACCACAACAAGCAUCAUGCCUGCUCCAAUAUUUCUCAUAGAAAUCAAAUGCUUAGAGCUUCGCAACAUCCACAGUCAGAAUAAACCUCCUGGCCCAGAACUGUGCUUAUCUUCACAAAGCUCAUGCGGGCAGUAAUUCAGGAGAGAAAAAGAGGUGUCAUUUAAUAAUAAUAAUAAUAAUAAUAAUAAUAAUAAUAAUAAUAAUAAUAAUAAUUUAUUCUUAUAUCCCGCCCCAUCUCCCCAAGGGGACUCGGGGCAGCUUACAAAGGGACCAUGCCCAAACAAUAUAAAAAUACAACAGUAAAAACAAAUUCAAACACAGCAAUAAAUACAUUUAAAAAGCAUACAACAACAACAAUUUAAAAACAAUUAAAACAUGUUCAAUGUUCAUUUCCUGAGAACAUAUGAAAUUGUCACAUUUUUACUGAAUCCUAUAGCAAUUCACCCUAGAGUGACUUUAGGCUAAUUCACUGGAGCUUUUUUUCAUGGAGAAGAUUGGCUUGUUAAUUUCAGUAUGUGCCUAUAAUUCUCCUGGCAGCAUAAGUGAACAUAUCUCAAUCCUGGUAAGUUUUUCUAGUUAGUUUAAUAUAUUUGUACAACCUGGCCAAGCUAAAAUGUCUUCAGUCAAAGAAAAGAAAACUUGUGUAAAUAGUCUGCUAAUCUACAACCCAUUUUAAAAUACAUUCUCCCAGACAAUUGGAUUUUGGAGCUGAAGUAGCAGAUACGGAGAAGUCAGUGAAGGAACACAGGCCAGUCCAGUCUUAGCAAUUUAUUCCUGUGAGCCCUGCAGGGAUUUUACUGUGGAAAUGCAAGGAAUGAUAAGUUAUCUGCAUCUGUGAUCCCUGGAGAAUGACUGGCAUUUGGUGACAGUGAUAUUUGACAGGCUUAUUCUUCCAGGUUGAUCUUUGCUAUCUUAUUGUAUAAUCUAGUUGUGUUUUGAUGGGGGAGCAGGCAUUUCAGAAAUCAUCAAGAUAUUGUUGUCAUGUCCCUGAAGACCUGGGAAUCCUUAGAGUUGCAAUCCAACAUUGCAAAGACUGCAUGAUUCGUACUCAUCGCUUAGGCCAUAAAGCCCAGGAGGGGGGAGUGCAGUCUGUAGGUCGCAUGAAACCCACAGGAGCCAAUUUGGGUGCCCUGAGGCUGUGCCUCCAGGACUCAUUUUAAUUUGGGGUGAAUUUUCACCCUUCAAAAUAGUUUACCAUUGCUGGAAAACACAUGAACCCUUCCCAAACUUCACAUACUUCAGAAUCCCCCUGAAAAUAAAACUAAAAAUAAAUACUCCCAAAUUGUCCCAAAAUGAAGCUAAAACUAACUUGAUGUCCCCAGGACCUAUAUUUACCCACUCACUGCCAUAAAAUAAAAGCACUUUAUGAAAAUUGUGAACCCUAGGGUUGUGUUUUGGAGUGCACAAUAAACAUAACAACACCAACAUCUCUGUUAAAUGA
This is a messenger RNA of Anolis carolinensis (green anole), 10234 nucleotides long. RefSeq names its product cytochrome P450 27C1. Gene Ontology annotation, biological process: glucocorticoid biosynthetic process; cholesterol metabolic process; C21-steroid hormone biosynthetic process. The record is from RefSeq and is a predicted model, not a curated record. Gene Ontology annotation, cellular component: mitochondrial inner membrane. The transcript has 10 exons. NCBI's taxonomy places the organism in Eukaryota, Metazoa, Chordata, Lepidosauria, Squamata, Anolidae. Gene Ontology annotation, molecular function: heme binding; iron ion binding; monooxygenase activity. The coding region runs from base 193 to 1878 and encodes 561 amino acids.